CUUCCAACUGCACUGGAAGCUUCCACUGACCUUUGACACGAUGACGUUAGCAUGACUACGUCACUCGCCCUGGAUGACUGAGCGGGAGGUCGAUAGUCUUGUUUUUCUCAAACAGUUUAUUGUCACCCCUGUGAUAUAUUACCGUCCCAACAGAAAAGAUUCACGACGGUUUAAAAGCUUCGUGGAGCUACACACCAGCAGCGGUGUGUUUUCCGCUCGACAUUUUGUCCGAGCGCACGCAAAGCCUCGCGAGCCUGCCUGCCCCGUGAGAACGCCGUGGCAUGCCAUAUAUGGCACAAGCUCCGCCCCUCGAUUUCUUCACGCGCCGUAAAGCAUUUAUAACGCGAUUCAUUCAUGUCUAGGCCACUCUCUUCGUAGUAAGCAUCGCGGUGGGACGAGACCUGCGCAAGUUCAGUCCGAGUUCUCACGGAUUUGUUCACUCACUACCUGUUUGUAGCGGAUAUCAUCGACACACCUACUCGGAUCUUUGUUCACCAGUUGGAAGAUACUCAUCCCGUCUGCUGUUACUUGUUAUGGCUGAUAGUUUGUGCUUCUAUUCGCCCCAGUCAGAAACUUUUGGCGACCAGAUCGUGCCAGACACAGAUGACUGCUUUCUGGCGCCUGCCGAUGUCUCUCACUCGCCUACACCGCCAACCAUGUGGUAACCGAACUGGAGAAGUACCUGGACUUCAUCCAGCCCCAGACCCCAGGGCUCAAGAAGGCUCGGCGCGAGAGCGCCUCUGUCAUCGACGAGUUUUUUGGCGAGCCCAAGACCCUCGACAACCUUUUGGGCAAGAGCAGCAUCUUGUCGCGCCACCAAGCGGCCGGCGAUAACUUCCUGGCCAUCACGACCACCCCUUCUACCGUCACGACGACGACGACGACCAAGAUGCUGGACACGAUGGACAAGCAGGCUCUGUUCGAGCAGAACGUUCGGCGCGAAAGCUCCUCAGUCGUGGAAGAGUUCUUCAGCUUCGCGGAGCCUGGGGACAAAAUCCUGCGAGCGGUGGCCGCGCCUCACGCGUUGUCGUCGUCAUGGAUAAAGCGGGAGCCCGCGGAGGAGAAGGACAUGGACGUCUUCGACAUCACGUCCACCAUCUACGACUCGGUUGUAGUUCCGGACCUCGGCAGCAGCAGCAGUGGUCUACCAGCUGCCGGCAACACGAGUUCAUCGCUGUGGGAGGAUAUCAGCGCGAGCAUGAACGUCAUCGACAACGUCGAAACCCUCGUCGCCUCCAGUAUGGGCACCACCCCCUCCUGUUCUGGCAAGGUCAAGGCUGAGCCCAUGGACACUAGUGACAAGCCUUCCUGCGUGUUUAGCAACAAGCCCUUGUCGGCACGGACUCACAAUGGAGGACUUGUGAUGCCCUUCUCAUCUCAGAGUGGUGUUGCUGUCCCCAGCCCUCCCUCCUCUUCCUCCUCCGACAGCAUCAGCAUGAACAGAAUGGCCUACCAGGGGCACUUCAAGUCUCCAUUACAUCCCCAGCAUCAGCAUAAUCACAACCACUUUGCCUCCCCCACCCCUCCUGCCUCCAGUUCCGCAGCCGCAGUGGUGCCCUGUGUGUUCCUGCCCCCGACACCCCCCAGUUCGCAGCCCGCCAGCCCCAGCAACGUAGACUUUACGGUGCGGAGGACGCCACCACCCCCCUAUCCCGGAAUGGUGACGUCAGCAGCAGGGGCCGCCGGCGUGCCGCAGGGGAAUAUUCCCCGGCCCGUGCUGAGCUGCUCUCCCGCCCUCCCCGUGCCCUUACCCGCUAUGCCCUCGUCCUCCUCUGUCCGGGCCCGGCCCAACAAACCGCAGAACACGCACCCCGGGUGCUCCACCAUCAAGUACAACCGCAAGAACAACCCAGAGCUUGAGAAACGAAGGAUUCACUUCUGCAGCUUUCCAGGCUGCAGGAAAGCUUACACCAAGAGCUCUCACCUGAAAGCACAUCAGCGAAUACACACAGGUGAGAAGCCCUACAAGUGUCACUUCACCACCUGCCAGUGGCGGUUCGCACGCUCUGACGAACUGACUCGCCACAUACGCAAACACACCGGCGCCAAGCCGUUCCGCUGCAAGGUGUGCGAACGCAGCUUCGCUCGCUCCGAUCACCUGGCGCUGCACAUGAAACGUCACGAGCCCAAGAGCAAGUAGCCUGCACGUGCAGAAAAAAGAAACGAAGACUCGAACGGAGGUAAAAAGGUACGGCAGCCCAAGCUUGCUCCGCGAAGCUCGGAUCCGGUGAUGCGUGAGCGACGCUGGCUGCUCGUCCAUAACAAGCGAUGAUGACGACGACGACUUCCCACUCGCCAACGGACUUAUGACGUCAGGCGCUUGAGUGACGUCAUGUAUUUUUAGGGUCUCGAGGCUCCAGACCUGGAGAGCGAUACCCUCAUCCCCGGACUGAGAUCGAGCGACUCCUUUUGCUCGUUGACUGACUGGCCAGCUGUUUGCCAAGCUGAUGCCAAGCUUGUUUUAGCGCCGUGCUGGACUGGAACUGUUCUGAGGAAACGUGAUAGGCGCGCGUGCGUGUGUGUGUGAGUGAGAGAGAGAGAGAGGAAAGAGCUUGCUUCAAAUAGUGACUUUGAAAACUGAUGCAAGAGUAGAAGCACAAGUUGUUAAUUGACUGGAAUCAACCCUAUGUACACUCCCCCGCCCCAAUUACUCCUCUAUUUUUGACUUGAGGAAUGUGGGUACAUGUGAUGCGCCUCGUUCUCAAACGUGACGACCGUUAUUGUCAGCAUUUUAUUGUGACCCUCCACCCCUGCGGUGUGUGGACAUAUAACCCUUCAAUACCCCUCCCCCAAUCCUUUUUCUCUAAACCUGUAAAAAAAAAUAUAGAUGCUACUGCCAAAGGGACUCACAUAGUAGUCACACCGUAUGGACCAUGUUGUUGUACGCCUUGGCACUGAGAUCCGUGCCCAGAUGGCACUUAUUUAUUAAUUUUAACUUUAACAAAGAGUUUGACUUGUUUGUGAACCUGUAGUUAGACGUGGGUGCACGUGCAGCCAGCAGUACAAUGGAGGUCGUUUAAAUCCAAGCCUUAAAUAUCAACUCCCGUCGGGUCCUGACAGUCAUCGUGACUCAACCGUUCGCUCAUGAGGUCCCACGUGAUGACGAGUGGUAUUCGGCCUCGGUAUCCAAAUUCCCAAGUCAAGGAAAUGAAACGAUCACAUUAACAAAGGUGGAGAACCUAAAUAAUUAUGGUCAUAUAGACAUUGGGUAAUUUAAAUUCAACCCGCUCUACGUCAAUCCCUUAUUUUUGUAUUUUGUUUUAAUGUGUGCUUUUUUUUUUGGCUUCUUUUUUUCUUUUUUUUUAACCCGGGAAUCUUUUCAGACGAGUCGUGUUUCUCGUUGUCAUGGUGCUAAAAAGAAACAGAUCAAAUUUCAUCAUCUUCGACAAAAGCACACGCCCACAUACACACAUACGAUUGUCCCUUCAUCUACCAACUCAAGAGCUGUGUCUGAAGUGGUUGCUAGCUUAGAUUAUCUUCUUCUGCUGCUUCCGUGACUUGUGGCUGUGUCCUGCUCAUAACACCCAUUCGAGGUUGUGAAAUUUUAUAACAGUUCUUUUCUUAUUUCUGUUGGUCGGCUAACAUUCGCAGAUCGCCUUUUAUUUUUCAUCCACGUAGGAGCUAAAACUUGUCCAUGUUGGCUCCUUCCACAACCACCACCAGCCCUCCCUUGUCACACAAACUGCCUGCUGACCGAACGCACAUAAUUCAUUGACCUGAGGAUGUCUUGACCUCAACAGCCGGUGGCUGGAAGAAGGACAUGUGUUCGUUGCCAUCAGUCGGGCGACAGUGUGAAGACGAAGUCCACGUGUCUUUUGAAAGAUGAUUUUGUAGUCAUACACAUCUGUUGUUCCCUUCCCCAACCCUGCACUGUCACAUCGUUACUGUGUGGUGACCCAUCACAUCACAACAUUGUGAUUGUUUCUACCCAGUCGUCAGACUUAACCAUCUUCACAUUGUCAAUUUUUCCAGUCUAAUAACAAUGCAUUUGAUUUUAUUUUUGGACAAAAAAGGAUUUAUUUGCGGUUGGGUUUCGUAUUUUUUAUAUAAAAACAUUGUUCGACAUGCACGCCUUUAUGGAAAAAAGUUUAUGUGUAUAUAUAUACACACACAUAUGUCAAUAAAUCAAAUGUGACAAAUUAAAAAA
Pomacea canaliculata is the source of this 4147-nucleotide messenger RNA. Its product is annotated as dendritic arbor reduction protein 1-like. The transcript has 4 exons. NCBI's taxonomy places the organism in Eukaryota, Metazoa, Mollusca, Gastropoda, Architaenioglossa, Ampullariidae. Gene Ontology annotation, molecular function: RNA polymerase II cis-regulatory region sequence-specific DNA binding; DNA-binding transcription factor activity, RNA polymerase II-specific. Gene Ontology annotation, biological process: regulation of transcription by RNA polymerase II. The coding region runs from base 890 to 2140 and encodes 416 amino acids. The record is from RefSeq and is a predicted model, not a curated record.